AUGCGUCCCUCAACAGCUUCUCGGACAACGUGGCUAUGUCCUAACCCAUCAGAAUCGCAUUCAGCAUCUCCGCCUCGUGACAGACGCCAACUGUGCGUUCAAUUCCCAGAGCCCAGCGCUCGCCCUCCAGGAGCUGAAAUCUUUAAAGGAAUUUCUUGGACAGGAUUACGGACAUAUUCUGACUUCAUCGCACUUGGCCUGGCACUGCAGCAGAAUGCGCACCAUUUGGAAGCCCUGCAGCUCGAUUUCAUCGACUGGGAGUUAGUCAAGGAACACUGGGAUGAUAUGGAUGAUGAUAUUACAGAUUUCUUCAGAUUCGUAUUGAGAGUACGCCCUCAGUCAACUGAACUCCGAUUUCCAGCCAUGGAAAAACUGUCGCUGUCUGGUCUUGAUCUAACAUCGCACUCAUGUGGAGUUGCAUAUGCUGUGAAUGCUGCAUCUCUGCGGUCCGUUACUAUUCGCCGAUGCCCUGGCUGGGAGCUGUUUCUGCAACAGUUGAUAGAACCAAACUGUGCUCUUAAUAUAACGUCACUAGAGAUAUAUCAGCCAGUCGGAUUGCUGGGUAUAGCCGAGAAUGAGGAAGAAGAGAUUUUGCGAAACUUUUUGGAAAGCAUUAGUGGGUUAGAGAGCCUUUAUCUCUCCCUGCCCAGUCCGACGGAUACAAAGGCCUUGUGGAGAACGGCGGUGCGACACAAGGCAACUCUCCGACGGUUCAUUUACCACGCCAGAAGCGUGAAUCUUGACGAUGAGUCUGAGCUAUUUGAAGAGGAAAUGGACCUCAAUGAUAUGGCGCUGUUGAGUGACUCGUUUCUGGCUCACUUGAGCGUCGACGAAGAUUCUGACGAAGAAAUGAAGUUUGAAGAUGAUGCCUGGUUCACUGAGCAGUCCCCAAACCCACUGAGUGAGCUGACUCUCGAAUGUAUCGGGCUGGCGUGUCAUCCCCGCCGAUUGGUAUUUAAAGAGGUUAUAGAGCCCUUGUCUCUCAAUGACAGUUUACAGGUCCUUCAUAUUAGGCAGUCAGGGCCAGACAUUAGGAAAUUUGGAUCUUCGGUCUUCCACCAGAUCCAUUUAGACGAUGUUACCUUGUUUGGGGACUGCUCGGGCCUGGGACGGCAAGAGAUUUGCGAAGAUGGUAUGCUAGGGUGGGUGGCUCGGCAAUCAGUCGUGGCUAACAACCAGAACAUCCUGGUCACGACAAUCUUGUCUGAUGACCUUCGCCAAUUUGCGGAUUGGGCUUUCGGGCCUAAUGGAGUUGCGUCUCUCCGUUUGUUAGCAUACGGAGAUUUCUCGUGCCGAGGGAGGUUCGCGGAUAGCUGCUUCAUGUUGCGCAGAGCCUUCUUGACAAAUGGCAACCAGAGUCCGUAUCAGUUCUACUUUCAAGACGUGCAGCGGGACAUAGACCUUGACGAGCUUCUGGAUCGACACGCCGAAUUUCUCGAGGCAUGCCCCACGAAUGCUCUUCUUCUGGAAAGAGAAGUCUUCAAACCUCGAUCCACCCGGCACGUGCAGCUGGAGCUCUGCACAUUGGCCCGGAUGUGA
Messenger RNA from Pochonia chlamydosporia 170, 1539 nucleotides. RefSeq lists its product as hypothetical. The transcript is spliced from 2 exons. The coding region runs from base 1 to 1539 and encodes 512 amino acids. The record is from RefSeq and is a predicted model, not a curated record. Lineage: Eukaryota; Fungi; Ascomycota; Sordariomycetes; Hypocreales; Clavicipitaceae.